This is a messenger RNA of Neolamprologus brichardi, 2123 nucleotides long. Lineage: Eukaryota; Metazoa; Chordata; Actinopteri; Cichliformes; Cichlidae. The record is from RefSeq and is a predicted model, not a curated record.
CGGAGGACUCGCUCGUCUCCCUGGAGUAGCCUCGGUUACUAACAAGUGGACUGUGUACAGUGUUUGGACUUCACAGCUGCCUGCCUGGGAAAGCUGCAGCCAUGGUGUUUGUGCAGAGCUACUGUGCAGCAAAUUCCUCCAUCUCCAUAACCUGGGUGGAUGAAGGCAUCGCCCCCUGCUUCUACUUCACACUGGUCCCCACCAUCCUGCUCUCCCUCUCCUUCCUCCUUGGCACCAUCCACUGCAUAUGUUACCAAAAGUAUGGCACGCAAAUGGAACGCAAGUUCAUUCCUCGCUCCUGCCUCUAUGGUUUUCAGCAGGUCCUCCACGUCUUCCUGAUCAUCAAGUUUCUGGGUGGAAUGAUUUGGAGAGCCACGAGUGCAGAUGAGCUUCCAGGGUAUGUGGUGCUGUACGGCUGCUUUUCCAUCCUGGGAUGGGCCUGGGCUAUGGCUCUACUCAGGGUGGAGAGGCGCAGGGUCCUGGUGUCGGAUCGGACAGGAGGACACAGUGCCGUCCUGCUGCUGUUCUGGGCUGUAGCUUUCUGUGCUGAGAACCUGGCUUUUGUCUCCUGGUACAGUCCUCAGUGGUGGUGGGGCCUGGAGAACAAACCACAACAGGUGAACGCUCACAUAAGAUGUUCCUCUGGAUUUGUGAGUAACGUACGCACUUUCGUCUGGAUCCGCGUGCAGCAGUACACCAAUCGACAGGUUCAAGUCAAUCUGUUUGGCCACCUGCACUCCCUCUCUCUGCGCUGGCAUCUGAGCCGCAAAACUGGUGAAGUACUGAGAAGUAUCAACCGUGGCACAUCUUCCGUUAACAACUUGGUCAGCUACAUAGUGUUCAGCAUCUUUCCAACCAUUGCUGAUAUUAUCAUCGCCAUCAUCUACUUCAUCACUUAUUUGAAUGCCUGGUUUGGCCUUAUUAUCUUCAUCUGCAUGACCUUCUACCUCACCUUGACGAUCAUCAUCACUGAAUGGAGAACCAAGUACAGACGAGAAAUGAAUCGGAUGGAUAACGCUGCCAAGGCCAAGGCUGUGGACUCCUUGUUAAACUUUGAGACGGUAAAAUACUACAAUGCAGAGAACUAUGAGGUCGGCCGGUUUGAGGGUGCAAUCUUAAAUUAUCAGGUUGGAGAUUAUGUUCUCUUCGGUACCUACAUCAUCCAAAUGUACAUCCCACUCAACUGGUUUGGAACAUACUACAGAAUGAUCCAGACUUCCUUUAUUGACAUGGAAAACAUGUUCCAACUUUUCGAAGAAGAUCAAGAGGUGAAGGAUGAAGUAAAUGCAGGAAGCCUUCUCUUUAAAUUGGGGAAAGUGGAGUUUGAAAACGUUUACUUCAGCUACAUAAAUGGCAAGGAGAUUCUCAGGGAUGUGUCCUUCACAGUUCUUCCAGGACAGACAGUUGCACUGGUUGGGCCGUCGGGAUCUGGGAAAAGCACAAUCAUUCGACUGCUUUUCCGUUUCUAUGAUGUUCAGGGAGGCUGCAUUCGCAUUGAUGGCCAGGAUAUAUCAAAGGUGAAACAAACGUCUCUGCGAUCUCAUAUCGGCGUGGUUCCCCAGGAUACCGUCCUGUUUAACGACACCAUCCGGGAGAACAUUCGCUACGGUCGCACCACUGCUAAUGACCAGGAGGUGGAGGAGGCUGCUGUCGCUGCUGAUAUCCAUGACAAAAUCAUGACCUUCCCUGAUGGUUAUGAUACCCAGGUGGGGGAAAGAGGACUGAAGCUGAGUGGAGGAGAGAAGCAGAGGGUGGCUAUCGCCAGAACUAUCCUCAAAGCACCACAAAUCAUCCUGCUGGAUGAGGCCACAUCUGCCCUGGACACACAGACAGAACGCAACAUCCAGGCCUCUCUGGCCAAAGUCUGUGUCAAUCGUACUACAGUGGUUGUAGCUCACAGGUUGUCCACCAUCAUCGCAGCAGACCAGAUCCUGGUUGUCAAUGAAGGGCGGAUUGCUGAGCGAGGACGACAUGAGGACUUGCUACAAAAAGGAGGUUUAUAUGCAAACAUGUGGAUGAAGCAACAACAGGCUCAGGACUCAGAUUCAUCAUCAGACACCGAAACCAAAGAUCGCAAGUCUGAGAAACUGCAGCCACCAUCGACGUCCUCAGGACACCACUGA